AUGCGGCGGGGCGCGCUGCUGGCGAUCGCGCUGGUCGCCUACGCCGCGUACUUGGCGCUGGGCGCGCUGCUUGUGGCGUGGCUGGAGCGGCCGCACGAGGCUAGGCUGCGGGCCGAGCUGGGGUCGCUGCGGGAGCAGCUGCUGCGGCGCAGCCCGUGCGUGGAGCCCCCGGUGCUGGAUGCCUUCGUGGAGCGGGUUCUGGCGGCCGGGCGGCUGGCGCGCUCCGUGCUCGCCAACGCCUCGGGGGCCACCAACGUCUCGGACCCGGCCUGGGAUUUCGCCUCGGCACUUUUCUUCGCCAGCACGCUGGUCACCACGGUGGGCUAUGGCUACACCACGCCACUGACUGACGCAGGCAAGGGCUUCUCCAUCGCCUUUGCACUCCUGGGUGUGCCAACCACCAUGCUGCUGCUGACCGCCACUGCCCAGCACCUGGCGCUGCUGACGCACACACCCCUGUCUUGGCUGAGCUUCCACUGGGGCUGGGACCCCCGGCGGGCAGCCCGAUGGCACCUGGUGGCUCUGCUGGCUGUUGUAAUGACCACCUGCUUCCUGGUGCCAGCCAUGGUGUUUGCAUACCUGGAAGAGGCCUGGAGUUUCCUGGAUGCUUUCUACUUCUGCUUCAUCUCUCUGUCCACCAUUGGCCUGGGAGACUACGUGCCUGGGGAGGCCCCGGGCCAGCCCUACCGGGCCCUCUACAAGGUGUUGGUCACAGUGUACCUUUUCCUGGGCCUGAUCGCCAUGAUGCUGGUGCUACAGACCUUCCGCCACGUGUCGGACCUCCACGGUCUGACAGAGCUCAUCUUGCUGCCCCGUCCAUGCCCUGCCAGCCUCCAAGAGGAGGAGGAUGACCAGGUGGAAAUUCCGGACCCCCAACUGGACCUGCACCAACGGCUCUCUGCCAGCUCCCAUAAUGACUACGCCUCCAUCCCCAGGUAG
Molecule: messenger RNA, 939 nt
Organism: Cavia porcellus (domestic guinea pig)
Lineage: Eukaryota; Metazoa; Chordata; Mammalia; Rodentia; Caviidae
Gene: Kcnk6
Product: potassium two pore domain channel subfamily K member 6
Biological process (GO): stabilization of membrane potential; potassium ion transmembrane transport
Cellular component (GO): plasma membrane
Molecular function (GO): potassium ion leak channel activity; outward rectifier potassium channel activity
Source: RefSeq, marked provisional